UUAAAACCCAAGCCCUAGUUUCGGCAGCUAGCAAUCUUCAGUGAAAGAUUCCAGAUUUCCAGACAAUACUCGAAGCGCUUCGCAUCGGAAAGAGCUUCGGAAGCUUGCCUGCGGCCACCUAGUCCGCCGCUUCAUUUUUCAGGUAGAGGAUUUCGUUAGUUAGCUAUGGAUGAUAGUUUGUAUGAUGAGUUCGGUAAUUAUAUUGGACCGGAGAUUGAGUCCGACCGGGAUAGUGACCGGGAGGACGAAGAUGAGGAGCUGCCUGACAGGGACGACGUUGACGAGGCUGCGUCUGAUGGUGAACGCGAAAAUGGAGCUUCGAAUGGGUGGCUAAUGAGCCCGGAUGAUGUUGAUAUGGAUAAUCAAGUUGUGCUUGCUGAAGACAAGAAGUAUUAUCCUACUGCAGAAGAGGUUUAUGGGGAAGAAGUUGAGACAUUGGUGAUGGAUGAAGAUGAACAGCCCCUUGAGCAACCGAUAAUCAAGCCUGUUAAGAAUUUGAAGUUUGAAUUGGGCGUCAAGGAUUCGUCUACUUAUGUUUCGACUCAGUUUCUUCUUGGUCUCAUGUCGAACCCGGCACUGGUACGGAAUGUUGCUUUGGUUGGGCACUUGCAUCAUGGGAAGACAUUGUUUAUGGAUAUGCUGGUGGAGCAAACUCACCACAUAUCUACGUUUGACCAAAACAGUGAGAAGCAUAUGAGGUAUACUGAUACAAGAAUUGAUGAGCAAGAAAGGAAGAUCUCAAUCAAGGCUGUUCCAAUGACAUUAGUGCUUGAAGAUAGUAACUCCAAGUCAUACCUCUGUAACAUUAUGGAUACCCCUGGUCAUGUCAACUUCUCUGAUGAAAUGACUGCUGCACUUAGACUUGCUGAUGGUGCAGUCUUGAUUGUUGAUGCUGUUGAAGGAGUGAUGGUAAACACUGAGAGAGCUAUAAAACAUGCAAUCCAAGAGCGCCUUCCCAUAGUUGUUGUAAUUAAUAAGGUUGACAGGCUGAUAACUGAACUAAAACUACCCCCCAAGGAUGCCUACUUUAAGCUGAGACAUACUAUCGAAGUUAUCAAUACCCAUAUCACUGCAGCAUCUUCCACAGCUGGAAAUGCCCAGUUCAUUGAUCCUGCUCUUGGAAAUGUUUGUUUUGCAAGUGCCACUGCUGGAUGGUCCUUCACUCUCCAGUCUUUUGCAAAGCUUUAUGUGAAGCUACAUGGAAUACCUUUUGAUGCUGACAAAUUUGCAUCUCGGCUUUGGGGAGACUACUACUUUGAUAGUGAUAGCAGAAGUUUCAAGAAGAAACAACCUGCUAAUGGUGUUGAAAGAUCUUUUGUGCAGUUUGUGCUCGAACCCCUUUAUAAGAUCUACAGUCAAGUAAUUGGAGAGCAUAAAAAGAGCGUUGAAGCAACUUUGGCAGAGCUUGGUGUGACCCUUCCAAAUUCAGCUUACAGGCUAAAUGUUAGACCCUUACUGAGGCUUGCUUGUAGUGCUGUUUUUGGUAGUGCCACAGGCUUUACUGAUAUGCUGGUGCGUCACAUUCCGUCUGCCAAAGCAGCAGCGGCUAGGAAGGUCGAGCACAUAUAUACUGGUCCAAAGGAUUCCGUAAUUUAUCAAGCAAUGGAAGAAUGCGAUCCUGCUGGCCCCUUAAUGGUUAAUGUGACUAAACUUUAUCCCAAGUCAGAUUGCAGUGUUUUUGAUGCUUUUGGUAGGGUCUAUAGUGGAGAAAUUAUGACAGGGCAAACUCUACGUGUUCUAGGAGAAGGGUAUUCACCAGAUGAUGAGGAGGAUAUGACCAUAAAAGAAGUAACAAAGUUGUGGGUAUACCAAGCCCGGUACAGAAUACCUAUAAGCAAGGCUCCUCCAGGCUCAUGGGUUCUGAUUGAAGGUGUUGAUGCUUCAAUUAUGAAAACUGCAACACUUUGUAAUGUUGAUUAUAAUGACGAUGUAUACAUAUUUCGGCCUCUUCAGUUCAAUACUCUUCCAGUGGUGAAAACAGCAACUGAGCCUUUAAAUCCGAGCGAAUUGCCUAAAAUGGUGGAGGGCCUCAGGAAAAUCAGCAAGAGCUAUCCUCUUGCAAUCACCAAGGUUGAAGAGUCUGGAGAGCACACAAUUUUGGGUACUGGAGAGCUGUACCUAGAUUCCAUAAUGAAGGACCUUAGAGAGCUAUAUUCUGAAGUGGAAGUGAAGGUAGCUGAUCCAGUUGUCUCCUUUUGCGAAACAGUGGUGGAGUCUUCUUCAAUGAAGUGCUUUGCUGAAACUCCUAAUAAGAAAAACAAAAUCACUAUGAUUGCUGAGCCACUGGAGAAAGGACUUGCUGAGGACAUUGAGAAUGGUGUUGUGAGUAUAGAUUGGCCGCGAAAGAAACUUGGUGACUUUUUUCAGACAAAGUAUGACUGGGAUCUGCUUGCUGCACGAUCUAUUUGGGCAUUUGGACCUGAUAGGCAGGGACCUAACAUUUUGCUGGAUGAUACCCUUUCAAGUGAAGUUGACAAGAGUUUAUUAAAUGCUGUUAAGGAUUCUGUUGUACAAGGGUUUCAGUGGGGUGCUCGAGAAGGACCCCUUUGUGAUGAGCCCAUCAGAGGUGUCAAAUUCAAAAUAGUUGAUGCAAAGAUUGCACCUGAGCCAUUGCACCGUGGAACAGGCCAGAUCAUCCCAACCGCAAGACGGGUGGCUUACUCAUCCUUCCUUAUGGCUACCCCAAGGCUUAUGGAACCUGUAUAUUAUGUGGAGAUACAGACACCUAUAGACUGUGUUUCUGCUAUUUUCCAAGUGUUGUCACGCAGGCGUGGACAUGUUACAGCAGAUGUUCCUCAACCAGGAACUCCUGCCUACAUUGUGAAGGCAUUUUUACCUGUUAUUGAAUCAUUUGGUUUUGAGACGGACCUGAGGUACCACACACAAGGGCAGGCAUUCUGCGUCUCCGCUUUUGAUCAUUGGAGUAUUGUUCCUGGGGAUCCUCUGGAUAAGAGCAUUGUUCUUCGUCCACUUGAGCCUGCUCCAAUUCAACACCUUGCUCGUGAAUUCAUGGUGAAGACAAGGCGUAGAAAGGGAAUGAGCGAGGACGUAUCCAUCAACAAGUUCUUCGAUGAGGCCAUGAUGGUAGAACUAGCACAGCAGGAUGCUGAGCUUCAUCAACAAAUGUUUUAAUUUUAGUGAUGCAGAUACGGAAAGGUCAUACAGUGUUUCUGUGCAAAUUGGUGUAUUUUAUUCUGCAACAUCAAAUGAGGUAUUUUAGAUUAGAUAAUGUAACAACGCAACAUUAGAUAGUGGCUUGUGAGUGCCAGAGCGAAGAUAUUGAUGAGGCUUACUAAACGAAUUACCUUGUAUUGCAAUGAGGCAUAUUGGAUUCGUACCUUUUACUGUAUUCUAUGUUUAGGUAACUUGUUUGAAUUU
Messenger RNA from Ipomoea triloba (trilobed morning glory), 3378 nucleotides. RefSeq names its product 110 kDa U5 small nuclear ribonucleoprotein component CLO. Gene Ontology annotation, biological process: mRNA splicing, via spliceosome. The transcript is spliced from 11 exons. Gene Ontology annotation, cellular component: U2-type catalytic step 2 spliceosome; U4/U6 x U5 tri-snRNP complex; cytosol. Lineage: Eukaryota; Viridiplantae; Streptophyta; Magnoliopsida; Solanales; Convolvulaceae. The coding region runs from base 166 to 3132 and encodes 988 amino acids. Gene Ontology annotation, molecular function: U5 snRNA binding; GTP binding; translation elongation factor activity. The record is from RefSeq and is a predicted model, not a curated record.